AUUUACGAAGUAGCCACCUGGAUAAACGAAAUCGUAGCAAGAGAUUGCUGCUAUUAACAAUAACACAACUUUAAACGAAUUUUUGCAUUAAGAUAACAUGGUGUACGGCUUCUAUGUGCAUAGUUGGUAAGUGAAAUGACUAGCAUUCUUGCGUUCGUUCGCCGAAAUGCAGUUUUGACAGGAAUGUUGGCCGUGGCGGCCGUUAUACCAAGUGCGUAUUUCGCCUACCUCUACUACCAGAAAUAUCGCCAAGCAACUAUUGAAAUUAACGGCCGAGACAAGCUGAUAGAGCUACGAGGAAAGCUGGAACGCCUUUUACUUUCUCUAGAUCAGAUUCAGCAUGAAGUCGCAGAGAAUGAGGAUGAGGAGUGUAUUGUUUGCAACUCUUGUAAAGCAGUCGUUCAGACAUACCCAUGUCAACAUAAGGUCCUUUGCCGAAUGUGUUUUGUCAAGACCCUACAAGUAGCUGUGAGUGACUUUAAUCUACCACUGAAAUGUGUCCUUUGCCGAACACGGAUCACAACUCUGGAUAAAGACAGGCACAAGAACAUAACCUCAGCGAAAGCCUAAUGUCUAAAAUUUGAUCAACUUGACCAAGUUAUACUGUUAAAAAUGACUAUAAAAGUGAUUAUUGUUAACAUCCAUAAAAUCACGAAGUUUGUUGGGCAAGCUACAGGAGAAGUCUGCUAACCCGAACUCUGAAGGGUAACAGAAAUUAGCAGCAUCAAUUGAAAAUGUAUUUAGGCGGUUUCAUUGUAUUUUUAUCAAUAUGUGAAUGAUGCAAGUCUGCAACUCACUCAAAAUGAUAAUAUACAACCAAAAUAAGAAUCAUAAUCAUUUUUUGGAGAUAACAGAGAAAAAAUUUUGAAUUACCGGUGUAAAAUGUGGUAAUUGGGAAAAAAACAAGUAGUUCAAGUUAGCAGGGAGUUAAACUUUCCCAGGUGUUGAGUUUGAGACUUGACUGAAAAUUGAAACAUUAUUUAGAGAAAAUUGAACUUUUUUGUGUUAACAGGCAAUUAAAGUUCGUAGUUAGUAUUAAGUUAGAAUUUUAUGAGGAAUGGACGAAAUCAUACAAAAUUGGUUCAAGCAACAUCACCCAAACCUACCAAAUUUAUGUAUUUCAGUUGCUCUGUUUAAUGAAAAUAAUGUUUUCUUAGAUAUUUGAUGUAUUUUAAUGUAGAUAGGUCACAUAGGUAAAAAUUGACUGACAUAAAAAGCUAUAUCGUUUUGUUAUCAGUAACAUGGCUUAAAAUUAUCUUUAAAAGCCAGCUUCCCUUGCAGUCUGGGUUGACUUGACAUAUACCUAUUCAUUGCUUGAUGCAUCAUUUUGUAAUGAGUGUUAGGGACAACUGAGAAAGGCAGGGCCAUAUAAUAAAAAUAUAAUUUACAGAGGAA
Nematostella vectensis (starlet sea anemone) is the source of this 1395-nucleotide messenger RNA. RefSeq lists its product as uncharacterized. The record is from RefSeq and is a predicted model, not a curated record. NCBI's taxonomy places the organism in Eukaryota, Metazoa, Cnidaria, Anthozoa, Actiniaria, Edwardsiidae. The transcript has 3 exons. The coding region runs from base 136 to 570 and encodes 144 amino acids.